GAAGCAAGCGCAGCUCUGGCAUGAGCUACUUCCUUUGCUGUAGCUUGGUCUGCAGUCAUUCAUUGCCCUGGAGGAGGAUAGCUGUGGGAGAGACAGUUGCUUUUUGCCUCCCUGGGAGAAAUUGCCGAUGUGUUCUGUACUAGAGAGAAGAAGUCACACAAGGCACAAACCAUGAAUUACGUUGGCCAGUUAGCGGGGCAAGUCUUUGUGACAGUGAAGGAGCUCUAUAAAGGAUUAAAUCCUGCCACAUUGUCUGGAUGCAUUGAUAUCAUUGUUGUCCGCCAGCCUAAUGGAAACCUCCAAUGUUCACCUUUCCAUGUACGCUUUGGAAAGAUGGGAGUUUUGCGUUCUAAAGAAAAAGUGGUUGACAUAGAAAUUAAUGGAGAAUCUGUGGAUUUGCACAUGAAAUUAGGGGACAAUGGAGAAGCAUUUUUUGUAGAGGAAACAGAUGACAAACAGGAGGCAAUUCCAUACCACUUGGCUACAUCCCCGAUUCUCUCAGAGGGAGCUGCUCUCAUGGAAUCACAGCUGAAGAGAAAUUCUGUUGAUUGGAUAAGGAGCGUGGACACUGCUGGUCCUUCACAGCUAUCAGCCCCUACUUCUCCUUCUGCAGCUGAAUCCAUUUCCGCAAGUUGUUCUGUGAAGAAAAGGAGGAAGAGGAGAAGGAGAUCUGCCCAUAAAAUAGACACUUCAAAAAGAGAUGAAAAUGCAGAUACUACUGAAGAUGAAAACAUGUUCCCUAUAGAAAUGAGUUCAUCAGAAAAUGAGCUGCUAGAUACUAAUUCAAGAACAUCUGUCCCUGAUCUGUGCAGGGACGAAGUGAUUGAGGUGAUUUCUUCUAUAAAUGUGCUCACUCAUCCCCACUCAGAUGGAGAAUGGUCACCCAGACAAAGUAAACCUAGAACUUGCACAGGGAGGUCCUCUCAUCUCACUGUUCCAGCAGAGGGAGGCUUAUCUAGUUCUUGUCCUGACCCGUCUUCUCACUGUCCUGCUACAGACAGUCCUUCAGGUUCACGACCUCUCACUCCUAAAAGCGAUUCUGAAUUAGUUAGUAAGCCUCUGGAAAGAGGUGUUCAGAACAAUAAUCCUCAGAUGCAUUGGGACUGGGGAGAACUACCUCAAGCCACAAAGGCUGCUUCCCUGCACAAGCCAAAGGAACCUGGCCCUACUGUGAAUGUGAGUCCUUCUGGGAGCACUCACUUUCGAGUCAUCCAGAGCACUGAUACGGAAGAGGCGCAGAACCUCUCUUCCUUGCCUGCCCCUGGACACGAUGAGACUGUGUUGGUUCUGGAAGAAGUAGAGCUCCCGGCAGCUGCACCUGAGGUAACCAAGCCGGACGUUGAGACUUUAGGGGCGGCCGCCCCUCCGCUUCCUGCCAGUGAAGAAAUAAAACCAGCUAUGACUUGCUCGAUGCAGCUGCCAGCCAGCAGAACGGAUUCUCCCUCCAGAAAAAAAGAUAAACGGAGCCGACAUCUAGGUGCUGAUGGUGUUUAUUUAGAUGAUCUCACUGACAUGGAGCCAGAGGUUGCUGCACUCUAUUUUCCUAAAAAUGGUGACCAUCCUGCCCUCUUGAAGAAUACAGGUGAAAAUAGUCCCCGCUCAGCCAAUCAAUCCCCUCAAUCGGUUGGAAGCUCAGGUGUGGACAGCGGUGUAGAGAGCACUUCGGAUGGAAUCCGAGACCUGCCAUCCAUUGCCAUUUCACUUUGUGGGGGACUUAGUGACAAUAAAGAAAUAUCAAAAGAAAAGUUUUUAGAACAAGAAGUCACUUACCAGCAGUUUGUGGACAAUCCAGCUAUCAUUGAUGACCCUAACCUUGUGGUGAAGAUUGGAAACAAAUACUACAACUGGACCACAGCAGCUCCCCUCCUACUGGCAAUGCAAGCAUUCCAGAAACCUUUGCCAAAGGCCACUGUGGACUCUAUAAUGAGGGAUAAGAUGCCCAAAAAAGGUGGAAGAUGGUGGUUUUCAUGGAGAGGGAGGAGUAGCUCUAUUAAAGAGGAGGCAAAGCCAGCGCAAGGUCUCAGUGGAAAAGAAGAGAAGAAUAUUGCAGACAGAAUCAAAGAUGAAUCUUCUUCAAGUGAUGAAGACCACCGAACCACAAGUGAAGCCACUCACCUUCCACUGUUGUCUGGAAUAGGUUAUAAAAAGACUCUUCGACUCAGUUCUGAACAGCUUAAAAGUCUCAACCUUAAGAAUGGUCCCAAUGAUGUCAUUUUUAGUGUCACAACACAAUAUCAAGGAACAUGUCGCUGUGAAGGCACCAUCUACUUAUGGAACUGGGAUGACAAAGUCAUUAUUUCUGACAUUGAUGGCACCAUCACAAGAUCAGAUACUUUAGGUCAUAUUUUGCCUACUCUUGGCAAGGACUGGACACAUCAAGGCAUUGCUAAAUUGUAUCAUAAAGUGAGCCAAAAUGGAUAUAAGUUCCUGUACUGUUCAGCCCGUGCUAUUGGGAUGGCAGAUAUGACUCGAGGGUAUUUGCACUGGGUGAACGAGCGGGGCACGGUGUUACCGCAAGGGCCUGUGCUACUGAGUCCCAGCAGUCUGUUCUCAGCUUUUCACAGAGAAGUGAUAGAGAAGAAGCCAGAAAAAUUUAAAGUUCAGUGUUUAACUGACAUAAAAAACUUAUUUCAUCCUAACACGGAACCUUUUUAUGCUGCCUUUGGCAAUAGGCCUGCUGAUGUGUACUCAUACAAGCAAGUUGGGGUUUCACUAAACAGAAUAUUCACUGUUAAUCCAAAAGGAGAACUAAUUCAAGAGCACGCAAAGACCAACAUUUCAUCGUAUGCGAGACUUUGUGAAGUGGUGGAUCAUGUAUUUCCCUUGAUGAAAAGAAGUCAUUCUUCAGACUUCCCCUGUUCUGACACCUACAGUCAGUUCACAUACUGGAGGGAUCCAUUGCCACCUUUUGAAAAUAAUGAUGUUCAUGCUACUUUGCCAUAACUCUUUUGAAACAUCUUGGCAGCAUCUCAACAUCUCAGCUCUUCUGUGCUUCAGUUGUUCAGCUGGAUUUUGCGCUUCAAAUGGAAUUUGGGAUGUAGUGGUUAAAUGUCAGUUCAGAAAUUGCCUUUGUUCUUUAAAGUAAGAUUUCUGAAUGUUGCCCUCCCAGCUCUUCACCAGCAUCAUGCUCAAGAGGUGCCCAGUGCCAUAUAUUCUUUUUAAAAAGACAGUUCUGAGUGCCAUGAUACUGGGAAUCUCAAAAUCAAAGUCCUAUGUGGUCUUCAGUGUUUCCACGUGAGCUUUCAAAGCGAAGUGGUGUGUUUCUACCCUGAAGCAUCACUGGAGCCAUUCCAUCCCCUCCUUCUCAGGUAGAGGAAGAAGAAAUAACUUUAAGCAUCUGAGGUGUAACACAUACAUUUUCUAGCCCCCCAGUAUAUAAAAAAGUGAUCAACAAAAUAUGUUGAGAUCUAGUGAACAAAUUUCAAGUCUGUUGAUAAGCUUACCCAGCACCGCUAUCAUCACUAGCACUGUACUAGUUUGUAUUGAUAGGGGUACGAUUCUCAUCUCCAAUUCUGUUUGUCAAUAUACCAUUGCCAAAUUGUUCUUUCAAUUUCAUUAUCAGGAUGAAAACCUUUUUUUUAAAAAAAAACAUUGAAUGCACUUACAUUAUCAGUUGCAUGUGACUAGUUGGCUCUACUAAAUUCAGGCUAUAAUUUGCAAAAAGAAACUUUGAGCCUGCUACCAUUACUCUAUACUGUGUUUCAUCUUAAUCCUUCUGGAAGGUUUGGACCCACCAGAGGUCCUUCAGUGCAAUAUCUUUAUGGUCAUAGCUAGAGUUUACUCAUAUGACGUAUGCUUUUCAAACUGUGUGUACUUGGCAGUAGAGUCCUCUGCCUUUCCUGGUUUCUUCUUCCAUGAAGAGUGAUGCCAUUUAAACAUAUGUGUGCUCUUCCCAUCUAACAAAUAAUAGUACACAAGGGUUUCUGCUUUUAAUUGCAAGAGAAACAUGUCUGGAAGUAUUUUUAGUGAACUUCCUUGAAUUGCUUCAUUGCUGAUUCAGCAUAUUUUAUUUGCACUAUGUGUACUAGGGUAUGAGGUUUGAGGGAAGUGGCUGAUUGUAAAUCCUCUGAAGAUUUCUCUUUGGGGUUUCUUUCUUCUUUUUAUUUUACCGCCCAGUUUUGAGAUUAAUAUGAUUUUGGGUGCCGUACAAUAUAAAUCGCCAUUACUGAGAGUUUUUCCUUUACAUUUCAUUUUUUUUUCUUGAUAUAAUUAUGAGAAUUCAUAUCCUUCCUUUUUGUUUUGUUUUGUAUUAUUUGACUGCCUUGAGAUUCAACAUUAUAAGUGGAUAUUUUAGAUUAUUUUUCAGAGAAGCUGCUUUUACAAGUUGCUGGUCUUCUUUAAAAUGCAGGUUUCCAUUGUUUAUACUGUAUAUCAAAUACUCUUUUAACAAAACAAAAUUUUCUUUUCCUUCCUUUUAUUAAGCUAUUUCUUUUUUAUAUUUAUUGGAAGGUUGCUAUAUGAUCAGUUUAAAACUAGACAUAAUGCCAAGAGGCCUGAGGCCUGCUAAAUCUUUUUAAAGUUAGAGACUGGGCAAAAUUCAAAUGCUGCUGAGAUGGUUAGAAUGUAUUUUUUAAAAUCCUUCUCACUGUGUUUUCUAUCUGAAACUUAGCCCUAGUAGUUUUCUCUUACUGAUCUCUGAGUAGAUAAAUACCCCUAAGAAGAAAUUGUUUGGAAUCCUUCUCAUAUGCAUUUCAGAUAUACCUCAGUUGCCGUUAUAUAAAUUCUGCUUGGUCGGUCUCCAUUCUUUUAAAUGGGUUCUUGGAAUUCUCUUUAUUUGUAUUUCAUGAUUGCACUCUGAGCAGCUCCCAGAUACAGUGGCCAAAGCCAACUAAAGAUAAUUAUAAUAAAGUCGAUUACUUUCACCAACUUGACCUAGGCUGUUGUCCCAUAUAUAAUUGGGUCAGUAAAGUCAUUGGGCCUAACCUCUGACAAAAUAUAGAGGAUUGCUCUGUUAGUAGCCUCUGCCUUUAGCUGGAUUAGGUCCAAAAGCUGCAAGCCAAUUUUAACUAAAGAACUAUUUUAGAAUUUUUUUGCCAUUAAGUCAAUGGUGCUUUUAUCAUUGAUAGUGAAAGUUACAUUCAGUAUUGUAGCAUAUCAGCUCUUUACAUUUAAUGGGUUAAUUUCACACUGACUCCUACAGUACCCAGUCCCCUAAAUGAUUAUCCCAUUAGCUUUAUGGUGCAGCUGAUAUACCUACUCAGAAAUAAGCUCCCUUGAGUUCAUUUGGACUUCCUCAUACAUUAAUUGCAUCUAAAAUUUGCAACUUUAAUUCUGCAAGACAGCCCACAUGAUUAAGUCAUACGUCCUAGAUUCUGUUCUCGUCUUACAAGUUUGGAAUGAAAAUUGAUUUGAAUCAGGACUGUGGGACUAUAGCCAUGGCCCAGCUAGAAAUUGGUUUUAGAUUCACGCUUAAUGUCUUCUGUGCUGUUAAAUUCCUUAUGAAUAGACAACCCUUUCUGAAGCAGUAUCACUGUUUCCUCUGUUUACUGCUCUCAGCAGUCCAAAGCAGCAUAUAUAAAAUAAUUUAAAAUAAAUAAAUAACUGUAAAAGCCAGAGGAGCAAGUAAAGCCAAAACAGCUCCAGCCCCAAGGUCAUUUGUUUGAUGGGGAAGGAGAGAUGGGGCUGGGACUGAGUUCAUUUCUUUCUUUCCAACUCAGUUGAUCAGCCUUUUGAAAGAAGUCCCAUCUCUACAGCCCAAGCUGUUAAAAUUGAAGAGGAACUAUGUGUGCAUAGCCAUAUUUCUACAUGUUGUUUUCCUUCCACAUGCAUACAAGCAUGCUCUGUUUGUAUUCCAUUAGCUGAAUUAGGGUACUAAUGUUUGCAAUGAGAUUAAACAUCUAUAAUACCUGUUGGUACUAACACUCCUUGCAAUUGCAAAAAUUUUAGGACUACAAAUUAUGUCUCCAACCUGGCUAAAGUUAUGAUGAAGAUCCAAAUGAAAGUAAUUUGCAAUUAACAUUGCAAUUCUUAGUACCCUUAUCAGCAGGUAAUUGAUAAAGAUUGAGUUGGAUGCAUAGGAAUAGCUCACACAUUCCACUCCAUUGCCUUGAAUAGGAUUUUGUCAUUUUGCUGGCCUGUGACAUCUCCUAUACACAUUAAGUAGUAUGAUUGCUGGGAUUACGGAAGUCUUUCCCCCCCCCCCCCAUUAUUUCUGAAUGUAUGUUGAUUCCUAAAUCUGGGCAAUAUCAGGGUGCAUAAAGAAAUACAGGUACUGAUCCAAAACCAGCAUCGUUUUAAGCUCUUUAAUAUUACCAAAUUACUAGUUGAACAAAAUGAAAUCCACUUUUCAGGUCUAAGAACAUGAUUAUUGAUUUAGCAGCAUUUCAUAAUCCAAAAAGUCUAGCAUGGGGAACAGAAAGCCAUGGAAAACUUGUUUCAAUAUUAUCACUUUUGGAGAGAUGUAUCUCUUAUUGAAGAAUGCCUCUUUUCUUCAUUUCUCUCUCUCUCAUGUACACUGUGGCCACUUUGUAUUUGGUAUUUGUUUACUCAAUACAAAAGGGGCAUGAUCCAGCUAAGGUUAAAAAAUAGUGUUGUAUAGAGCUUAGAAUCCAAUUCCCAAAAGGUGCUUUGGUGCAGCUGCUUUACAAGUUGCAGACAGAUGCUAUGCUCCCUCUCUGCUCUAAACACUUUUUGGGAGAUUGAAUCUGAAGUUCUGCCCAGCCCUAUUAAACAGGUUUCAUUCCCAUUUACUUUAAUACAAGAGUUUCCUAGUGCUGCCAGAGAUUAGUGAGAUUCAGUACUUGGUCCAUGUAGAUUGUUUCCUUAUUCUAGCUUUUUAAGGAUGAAAUUUUUGUCUUAUAAACAGGCCUUAUUUUUGAGAACUAUUCAUAAACCAACAGUAAAUAUUUUCAGGAAAUGAAUGGCCUCCUGGCUAAACUGGGAAUUCUUGGGUGGGUCUGCCAUGAUUUUAGGAGACAGUAAAUGAUCUCAACUAACACAUACUCUAUUGUGAUAAUACCUGAGGCAAACUGUGGAUUUCUGUAGGAAAAUGUGAAACUACUUGCAGAAACCUUGGCAAAU
Candoia aspera is the source of this 7020-nucleotide messenger RNA. It is a transcript of the gene LPIN1, whose product is annotated as lipin 1. The record is from RefSeq and is a predicted model, not a curated record. Gene Ontology annotation, biological process: fatty acid catabolic process; positive regulation of transcription by RNA polymerase II; triglyceride biosynthetic process. The coding region runs from base 172 to 2943 and encodes 923 amino acids. Lineage: Eukaryota; Metazoa; Chordata; Lepidosauria; Squamata; Candoiidae. Gene Ontology annotation, cellular component: nucleus; mitochondrial outer membrane. Gene Ontology annotation, molecular function: phosphatidate phosphatase activity; transcription coactivator activity. The transcript has 21 exons.